AUGUCCGCGGACAACCCUCCAGUGGGGGAUGCGCUGGAUAUCCCGCCGCCCGCCUUGCGCGAUGUCCUCCGCGUUUGUCUCAGCGCGAAAGAAUACCGAUUCCUCCACGAAUCAGUGAUCAAACGCGCCCCUGCCGUCCAAAACAAGCUCCCAUCGCCAUCUCGCUACGACGUAAUCGCCCGUCCGAAGAAUCGACACAGUGAAGCCGCUAUUCGUUCAUCCCUACGAGUCUUUGUUGGCUCCGGAAUCGCGUUGAAGUUGGCGGAUCUGUUGAUUACUCGGUUCCAAGGCGCUCCACAAAAAAAGACCCGAACUCCCCUCCUCCGGUCUCCCAAAUUCCGUCUCUCUAUUUCCCUAUCCCUCCUCCUUCUCAUCCAUCGCCUCCUCUACCGUUUCCUCAUCCGACUGCGAGCCAACCUACGCACCGACGAGGCAAAACCAUUCAGAGAGCGCAACCCGCGCAUUUCGCGCGCGUUGACCUCGCGCUUUGCGCCAGCGAUCGGCGCAAGUCUGGCGGGGUUCGCCCUGGGCAUCUGCCCGCAGGACCAGCUUCGACUGACUGCGGCAAUUUACACAGGCACCAGGAGCUUGGAGUUCCUCUGGCUGUUGAUGCCCAUUUCAUUUGCGCAGCUCUUCCAUGCCUUUGUGUUUGAUCGCGAGACUACGCCCAAUUGGUUUGGAAAUGUCAUUCUCAAGCUCUCGCCGAGCUAUAUCCAAGGCCGACCGGAGUCGCUCCCGGUCAACGUCGCCUGGCCCGAGAAAGAAGAGAUUGUGAACUCUCUUGCCUCUAUUGCUGACCUCCGCUGGCCGGCAUUCGUUUCUCCAAUUCUACACCCAGGCGAUCCCAACACCUUGCCGUCUUCAGUGGCUUCUAUCUCCCCAAUUACUGGACCAGCACACCCUGCAAUCUCAAGUCUAUCCUGUGCCCUCUUGCAUCCAAACCUCCCCAACUGUAGCACGGCAUUCUUGCAUCAUAUUCUCCUCUCAGUGCCGCCGCUUGCGCGGUUCCUCACGACCGUCACUUUGGCUCUUUCGAUUCCCAAAUUUAAGAGCAUUCUGCUCCAUCCUAUGUCAUCAGUGAACAGCAUCUCGAAGCGCAUUAUCACCAUGACUGCAGUUCUCUCUGCCGCUAUUGGCUCAGCCUGGGGUAGUGUCUGUCUUCUGAACAACAACUUGCCUCGAACAACCCUUCCUACCAAGCGGUUCUUCCUCAGUGGAGCAUUGGGCGGUCUGCCAUUUUUGUUCCUGGGCAACAGCCGCAGCACAUUCCUUUGGUUCUUCCGGGCCGCUGUUGAUUCAGCGUACAAGACCGGGGUCAAGCGUGGACUAUGGAAGGGCCGAAAGGGCGGUGAGUUACUGCUGUUUGUUCUAUCCUGGGCGCUUAUGGGGUCGAUCCUUGAGGGGAAUCCUGAGGCCGUGCGGGGUGCUGGACUGCGUAAAGCUCUUGCUUGGUUGAGAGGUGAUGGAUUUGGAGAUCCAGUGGAUAUUGCGAAACGCAAACUGCGUUGGGAAUCGAAGAAACUCGACGGAAAUUGA
This is a messenger RNA of Penicillium mononematosum, 1536 nucleotides long. RefSeq lists its product as uncharacterized. The record is from RefSeq and is a predicted model, not a curated record. Lineage: Eukaryota; Fungi; Ascomycota; Eurotiomycetes; Eurotiales; Aspergillaceae. The coding region runs from base 1 to 1536 and encodes 511 amino acids. The transcript has 5 exons.